Molecule: messenger RNA, 4692 nt
Organism: Pimephales promelas (fathead minnow)
Lineage: Eukaryota; Metazoa; Chordata; Actinopteri; Cypriniformes; Leuciscidae
Gene: vamp2
Product: vesicle-associated membrane protein 2
Biological process (GO): vesicle-mediated transport
Cellular component (GO): membrane
Source: RefSeq, a predicted model, not a curated record
CGUCAACGAGCCAUCUUUGUUCCCCUAAUCCGAGCAUCUAUUUUUUGUGUACAUAGUGACAGAAGCGAGUAGCGGUAGGGCGCCCUUAUUAUAAAAAGGAAUAAUAGCGAGGCGCGGCACACCGGUGGAAAUAAAUACAUACAAACCGUAACAAAUAUACAAGGAAUACCUCUUUACUGGAAUAACCUGGAGAGUGCAUUAUUUAUCCGGGAGACGGGGAGAAACGCCUGAAGCAGCGCGUUCAUCCACACUUCUUCUAGACGCACAUAAAACCCGGUUAAAAUGUCUGCUCCAGCCCCUGCCGGUGCUCCAGAAGGAGCCAACGCUCCUCCUAACCUCACCAGCAACCGUCGCUUACAGCAGACACAGGCUCAGGUGGAUGAGGUGGUGGACAUUAUGCGUGUGAACGUGGACAAGGUUCUGGAGAGGGACCAGAAGCUGUCAGAACUGGAUGAUCGGGCUGAUGCCCUGCAGGCUGGAGCCUCGCAGUUCGAGACCAGCGCCGCCAAGCUCAAGAAUAAAUACUGGUGGAAGAAUGCCAAGAUGAUGAUUAUCCUGGGGGUGAUAUGUGUGAUUGUCCUCAUUAUAAUCAUUGUGUACUUCAGCACCUAAAAGCGCAAUGUUCCUACCCCACUCUGAGCUCAUGAACGCCCAAUUCCAAGCCACAGAGAAAUCCCUCCCAAAAAAGAUGAGAAAAAAAUGACUUCUCACAACAAUGAAAUUAUUUGCCCUCAAAGAGCCUAAAUCAGCCCCUUCCCGAGCCCUUCCCGUGCCUCACAGCUGGGCCCCUGUCACUCCUCGUUUGUCCUGUCAGUGAGUGUGUGGCCAUGUAUCCUCUGUAAAUACCUCCGGCUUUUCUGAAAUACUGUUCAUACUCAAAACUCCUGAUUACUUGUGGCAACGACAACCGAUAAAAAAAGAAAUCACGACCCUUAAAAUACGAUAAGAUUAUACAGUAUAUAUUACAAAUGUUCUUUGUAGAGUUUUAUUCUGAUAUAAUGGGUUUUUGUAGUUUGUGUGUGAGUGUGCAUUUGUAUAUUUUUUUAAGUUUUGUAAGACUUAUUUUGCUUCAGGUUUAAACUACUGCCUCUUAAUCUGGAUGUUUGUAUCUUGCACGCUCUAUUUCACUAUUUCUUGUGUGUAUUGGUGUAUUUUUGCACAAGCUAUGGACUCUCUUAACCAAGGUACUAAAUCAAUAUCCCCAAUUUUUUCCUAAAUCACAUCCACUCUAUCUCAGACCUACACGUUGCCCCCUCAACCCCCUUUCUUUCUUACCAACAGUACCUACUCUAUUAGUGAACUGCCACAACAGACUGGACCAAUGACUGUAGAUGUUUAUCUUAAGUUGAUGUCUUUAGUGUCUUAUCUCUUAAACAUUCCUUAAUAGCAGUGUAGAAUUAUGCUGUCUAUCAAACAGAGUAAGUGUAUUUAUCUUAAAGAAUUCCAAAACAGGUCUUAAACAACCUCAAGUAUUUGUGAGUCAAACUAUGUUUGGUCGUAAUUAAUUGCACAAAAAAAUCACAUGGUUCAAUUGCGCUGUAAGUGACAUGAAACAAAACGAAAUCAGGACCCGAUUCAUUCUGCUGGUAAAGAUUUUCAAGGCCAGAGAGUCUCCAUACAAAGUGUGGGGGUGGGACUGACCGAAAAGGGGAAAUAGUAUCAUGCACAAAAAGCUUGUUUUCGAUGUCGCUUUUUAACUGGUCAGACUGUGAGAGAACCAUGCGCUGUGUUACUUCCUCGCGGCAGAACUACUGCCAAACCGAUGCACGAGUUCAUCCGUCUGAAAGCACACAGGUUGAUCUUACUACUUCAACGUGAGCUAGUUUCAACAGCCGUGGUUCUCUCUCUUAAAUCUAGAUACUGCCUUUUUAUUUAGUCUUUCUUUUGAAUUAUAGUAAUAGAUUUGUAAAUUAUAUUUUUGUGUGUGAAGCAGGCAGGAAAGGGACCACGUCGUUUCAGGACUUGACACUGCUGCCGUGUGCACACGGAGCACUUGUGUCCCUCGCUAUUGUCCACCUUUCUGUGUGCCUGUUUGUUGAGUUCAGCUGUAGUUUACACACUGCCAAGCACCUGAGGGGACGCUUUUUUUCUUUGUGUGCUUUUGUUUUUUCACCGUGCCCUUCUCGGUUUGCUCUCGCGCACAUAUAGGCCUACGCCUCCAUCAGCAUCACCCUUCAGUCUCAUCCGCCCUAUCUGUCGACAAGAAGCAAGCCAGGCGUGAAGUGUGCGUCUGCACGUGAACACCCCCACCUUACUCGUUUCUCAGUUAACGGCAUUAGCUUUCCUCCUUUCACACUUUGAUUCUGCCUCUAGCUGCCCGUCGCUGUAAAUAGAUUUUGUAUGUAGAGUAUUUCGGCUUCAUCCUGAGAGAUUAGGCUGCUUAGACCUCUGCAGGUAAAGAAAGGCUGUUCACAUGGCAACCUGGGGGGAGGGCAUAGAUUAGCAGAUUGAUUGUGACAGGGGGCGGAGCCACUGGUUUGAGGGGGUGGGGCUAGAGGGAUGAUUCCAUUGGUGUGUUUAUGGAAAAGCCUGAUGAUUAGAGCUGAAUUAAAGAGAGAGUUCGCCCAAAUAUUAAAAUUCUGUCAUUAUUAAACUGUAUACGUUUCUUUGUUCUGUUGAACACAAAGGAAGAUAUUUUGAAAAAAAGUUUGUAACCAGGCCGCUUUGGGGCACCAUUGCCUUCCAAAGUAGGAAAAAAAUAUAUGAUGGAAGUCAGUGGUGACCCAGAACUGUUCAGUUUCCCUAAUAAUUCUUUAAAAUAUUGUAUUUUGUGUUCAACAGAACAAGUAAAUGUAUACAGGUUUGGAACAACAUGGGGGUGACUAAUUGAUGACAGAAUUUUCAUUUUGCGGGUAUAUCCCUAAACUAUCCCUUUACUCGUAAUAUUUACUUUUUAUGGUUUCUGAACAAACAAACGGUUUGUUUCAUUUUCAUUUCAUUCAUUUUUCUUCUUUAAAAGGAGAUAGCCUUAGUUCAUUUCAUUUUCUUUCAUCUUUCCAUGCUCAUUCACUCUUAUGUGCACUCGCGUCGAGCUAUAUUAAUGAAAAAUGACCAAAGACCAUAUUAUUAUUAUUAUAUCUCGCUUAUACUGCCAACUGUCAUCAAAAACAGGUUAAGAGACAACAUUUCCCCAGAUCUCUGGUUUUUAAAAGCCUCAUCCAGCAAAAGUUCAAGAAAUCCCCUAUCGCUCAGCAUAGUUUUCAGGUCUAUGUUUAUUUUACUUGAAUAUUUAGAUUGCUAACAAGAUAAGGAUUUUGAAACCACGAUCUGACUGACAAAUCACAGGCCUGAUAUCUGAAACAAUGAUAGCACAACUUCUCCUUUAGGUCUGUAUGUGUAAUGCUGAGUAUUAAAAAUGAAACUAUUACUUUGUAGCUGUUUAAGAAGAAAAAAGCAAAAAAAAAAACAAAUCUGUAUUGUUUUGUGUUGUAGUGUGGGCUUCAUCUGGGAAGGGGGUCCUUUUUUUAGACUUCACAUUUAAGGAAUAAACAAUCAGUUGGAAGUUAGAAUAAGAUGUUAAUAAUAUAGAGUCUCUAUAUUAUAUUAGGCAAAUAUAAAGAUUUUUCUCCCAGGGGUCAUAAACAUUUUAAAGGGAUCUGUAACUAAUAAACUACACACAUUGGGGUAGGACUUAAACAUGACAAAUUAAUCAAAGGAUUCUAAUAGGGGACUACUACAAAUAAUGUAUGUGCUAUACUGUUUUUCUUUGUGAGUGUGUGAAGACAUUUUCUUUUGUCUUGGCACUUACUGUGUGUUUUGUUUAAAACCGUGUGGAUUGAGAGGGAUGGUGGGAGUAGUUUUGUCACGCCAGCCUGUUAAAGAUACUGCUUCUUCUUUAUUGGGAGGGAACCAAUGAAGACGCAGAGCUUUACCGGACAGGGAUUUCUCCAUUCCUCAUAUCGUACAGUUGUUUAGUCUUCAGUUGUUUACUUUAUUUUAAACAUAAAUUAGUUAAGGCUUCACAAAGGGCUGUUUAGCACAGCUUCAUUGUGAUUAGUCAUUAUUUUUUUCUAGAAUUUAAUUUUAAAUAUAAGAACAGUGACCUAAGACAUCCGAGUAGGCUAAUUCUGGAAAUUGAACCCUGCCUUAUUAUAGGUUAGCAUGUCAAGAGUUUUUCAGAAAGCUUGUACAGAGUGAAAUAUCAACUUUAAUCGGUUGCUAUGAGUUCAGAGAUGUUUUAAAUGAAAAGUUAUGGAGUUUUACAAGAGUUCAAAUCAUUUUCGAAGGUUUUUGGGACUGAAAAAAAAAGAGUAUAAAGAAGCAAAAUUCAAGGGGGGCGGUUCCAUAUAGCUUUGUGGAGGUCAAGAAAUGCAUCGAACCAAGUUGCUGUAUUGAUAACAAUUCAUUUGUUUAUUUAUUUGAUUUAUGGAGUUUUUUUUUGGGGGGGGGGGGGGGGAAUUACCCCUUUUUGUCUGGCCUUUUUGGAGGGACUAGGCUGGAGGAUAAUGGGUAAUACGAUCUUCACAAUCUGACUUUAUGUUGUUGUUAUUUUAUUUAAUUUUGUAUUUAUUUGUGUCAUAAGUUAUAGUGGACUGCAUUAAACGGAACGAAGUACAUUGUAACAGGAAACCAUUUGGUGACCAGACAUACAUGAAUUCAAUUGUAGAGUAAAUCUGUCAAUGUCUAUUAUAUGGAUGAACAUCUUGGGAAAAUAUAUAUAUAAACAUACAUAUAUAUAUAUUGCAAAAAAAA